This is a messenger RNA of Gryllus bimaculatus (two-spotted cricket), 4641 nucleotides long. The record is from the annotation of a GenBank genome assembly. Lineage: Eukaryota; Metazoa; Arthropoda; Insecta; Orthoptera; Gryllidae.
UUUUUUAGUCCGUCCGUCGGUCUGUCCGAUCGUGAAUAGACAUGAAUAUAUGUUAUUAACUUCCCGGGGAUGAUUAGGGAUCGAAGAUGAACAGUUUUUGCCAAAGAAUUUGUGAGUGGAAAUUCAUACGAGUAUAUCGAAAGUUAUACGUGUGACAUUUGCCCUCUGAUUGGUGGACUAUUCUAUCUGCUGUGGUGUUGGGCAGAUACGUUUGGCAGACACAGUCGAAAAGAUAUUGUGAGCAAAAGUCGUUUUUACCAUCAGGGGCAAAUACUAGAUGUAGAAUUUCAGUAUAUGAGGUUUAUAUAAUUGUUACCAUUUCCGUCACUUUGUUGGACGCAAUUACUCUCUGAGAAUAUAUUCCGCAAUCGUCAAGCAUUCAAAUUGUGACCAUGUUAUACAAUUGAGUAACAAUGUAUAAACAAAUUUAAUUAUAUGAGGUUUCCUGAGUUUUUAUUGGGAAAAAGUGAUCAUCGAUUUCUCAACAAACCAUAGAAGUUUAUAACAAUUAUUCAUCAUCCAUAAAAUUCAAAUAUCCAUCCAUAAAAUUCAAUUAUUCAGAGGCAUUCUGCAUAAUACAUUUAAGAAAAAUAACUGUUGACUAUUUAUAAAAAACUAUUGACGCAUAUAUAUAAAGACCUGCGUGUUGUUCCUAGAUAAAAAUUUCCCCUCUGUCCUGUAUGAAGCAAAGUUAUGAAAAGUAAAAAUUGGCAGAUUAUGGUUUAUGGAAAAAAGGUGCACAGCCACCCGCAACAUACAUUACCACGAUGCUUAUUUCUGAAUCUAGGUGCCUUAAACCCUGUUUUCAAAUCAGCUCAAAAUGGAAUAAGAUCAGAAGAAUUUAUUGGAGUAAUGGCUGCAAAGAGGAAUUUUGUUAGUUUGGAGGAACUGCUAGGCAAGCACAGCGCAGGACCACCACCCGGCCACACCCCUGCCCAGGCUCAGCAGCAGCCCAGUGCUUCACCGUCAGCUCAAGGGACGGCUCUGAUACCACAGCAGUACUCUACCAAUGGCAUGAUAUUCUUAAUUGCGUGCGCGAUGAGCUUCUUCGGACUUCGGGAGGCCGCUCGGACUCCGGGCGGGCACCUCGUCUUCGGGCAGGAGCCUCGUCGGACGGCGGCGGCGGCGGCGGCGCCGACUCGCGCUGACGGCGGCGGCGCGGACGCGGAGGAGGCGGCGUGGUUGGCGCGCGGCGCGGCGUGGCUGCAGGAGCUGGGCCGGCGGCUGGCGGAGGAGCGCAGCGGGCGGCGGCGCGCGGAACUACGCCUGGAGGAGCGGCAGCGGGCGCUGGACGAGCGCGUGGCGCGCGUGGAGGAGUCGCUGCAGCGCGCCCUGGAAGGGCUCAUGCCCAAGGUGGAGGAACUGCUAGGGAAGCACCGUGCAGACCCACCACCCACCCACAGCCCUGCCCAGGCUCAGCAGCAGCCCACUGCCUCACCGUCAGCUCAAGGGACGGCUCUGAUACCACAGCAGGCUCGCCCCGCAAACGGCGCCGUCGCUGCACGAGGCAGCCGCGCGCGGGACGUGGCGACGCUGGCGGCGGCUUGCUGGCGGCCGCACGCCGCGUGGGCCAGCGACGACGCCGGGGCGACAGUCGGCCGCUGCCACGACGGCGGGCGGCGGGCGGCUAGGCGGGACGCGCUGGAGGCGCUCCCUGCGGCCGGCGCGGACGCGAAAGCGUGCGGGCGCGCGGCCGCUCGCGCGCUGCAGCGGCGCCGCCGCCGGGCGGCCACGCCGCGCGCGGUGGGCUCCUGGCGCCGGCUCGCGCGGCGACUGGAACGCGCGCGAACGCCCGCGGCGCCACCUCGGCCUCGGCGCUGGCGCGCGAGCGGCGCGCGACGCCCGCGCGCGGCCGCGCUGCUGGAGCGCGGCGCCGCUCCCGACGCCGCCAGACGCGACGCGCGCUCCCCGCUGCUGCUGGCCGCGCCGCGCCGCGCGCCGCAGACGGCCGGCCGAACGCCCUCCUGCGCCACGGCGCCCCGCCGACGCCGCCGACCGCGCCGGCCGAGACCGCCGCUGCUGGCCGCCGCCAAGGCCGCGCACCUCGGCGUGGUGGCGUGCCUCGUGGGUAGAGGCGCCCACUUGGAGGCGGCCGACAAGGACGGGGAGACCAGCCUGCUGGCGGCGGUCAAGCGCGGCCACGUCGACGUCGUCCAGUGCCUGUUGGAGAACGGCGCCGACGUGGAGGCCGCCGACAAGGAAGGAGAAACAUCCCUUGUGUGGGCUGUGAAAGGUGGGCAGAGUGAGAUGGUGAAGUGGCUUUUGGAGAAAGGAGCCAAUCUAGAAGCGCACGACAAGGAAGGAGAAACUCCUCUCGUGUCUGCUUUGAAGCGUAGGAGUGUGGAAAUAUUUACGUGGCUUUUGGAAAAAGGAGCAAAUGUUGAUGCAGCUGACAAGACUGGAGAAACUUCUCUUAUAUACGCUGUAAAACAAGGGAAUGCUGAAAUAGUUAAAUGUCUUUUAGAGAAAGGAGCAAGUGUUGAUGCAAUUGACAAGGAAGGGGAAACCUCCCUUAUACGUGCUGUGAAGGGUGGGCCAAGUGAAAUUGUUAAAUAUCUUUUAGAUAAGGGAGCAAAUGUGGAUACAAUUGACAAAAAUGGAGAAACCCCUCUGUUAUACGCUGUAAAACAAGGAAAUGCUGAAAUAGUUAAAUGGCUUUUGGAGAAAGGAGCAAAUGUUGAUGCACCUGAUAAGGAAGGAGAAUCUUCCUUUAUUUGUGCAGUGAAAAGUGGACACAGUGAAAUUGUUAAAUGUCUUUUGGACAAGGGAGCCAAUGUAGAUUUAGCUGACAAGAAUGGCGAAACUCCUCUGCUGUUCACUGUAAAACGUGGGAAUGCUGAAAUAGCUGAAUGGCUUUUAGAGAAAGGUGCGUAUGUUGGUGCAGCUGACAGGGAAGGAGAAACCUCCCUUACUUAUGCUGUGAAAGGUGGUCAUAGUGAUAUUGUAAAAUGGCUUUUGGAAAAAGGAGCAAAUGUUGAUGCAGUUGACAAGAAUGGAGAAACCCCUCUGCUGUACACUGUAAAACGUGGGAAUACUGAAAUUGCUGAAUGGCUUGUGGAGAAAGGCGCAAAUGUUAAUGCAGUUGACAAGGAAGGAGAAACCUCUCUUUUGUGUGCUGUGAAAGGUGGGCAUAGAGAUAUUGUUAAAUGUCUUUUAGAGAGGGGAGCUAGUGUAGAUGCAGCCGACAAGAAUGGAGAAACUCCUCUUGUAUACACUGUAAAACAAGGCAACACUGAAUUAGCCAAAUGGCUUUUAGACAAAGGAGCAAGUACAGAUACCACUGACAAAGAAGGAGAAACCUCCCUUGUGUGUGCUGUAAAAGGGGAGUAUAGUGAAAUAGUUGCACUGCUUUUGGAGAAAAAAGCAAAUGUGGAAGCAACCCACAAGGAUGGGGAAACUCCACUUGUGUAUGCAGUUAAACAUGAAAACUGUGAAAUUGUUAAAUGUUUGUUGGAGAAUGGAGCAAAUGUUGAAGCAAGAGACAAAGAAGGAGAAACGCCUCUUUUAUGUGCCCUGAAAGGUCAGCAAGGUCAAAUAGUUAAAUGGCUUUUAGAAAAAGGUGCAAAUGUAGAAGCAAGAGACAAAAACGGGGAAACUCCACUUAGGUAUGCUGUUAAACAUGGAAAUACCGAAAUAGUUAAAUGUCUGUUGGAAAAUGGAGCCAAUGUGGAAGAAAUUGGUAAGGAAGGGGAAACACUUCUUUUGCUUGCAGUAAAACGUGGAAAUACGGAAAUAGUCCGAUGUCUCCUGGAGAAAGUAGUAAAGUUGGAUGCAACUGAUAAGGAAGGGGAAACUCCCCUUGUUUGUGCUGUGAAAGAUGGACAUAAGGAAAUAGUUGUUUGGCUCUUAGAGAAAGGAGCAAAUGUGGAAAUGGGAAUCAAGGUUUCCCCAUUAUUAAUGGCUGUUACAAACAAGAGAAGUGAAAUAGUAAAGUUACUUCUGCAAAAGGGAGCUUCUCCUACAAGGCAAUGCAAUAACAGUGACAGCCCCCUGUAUGUUGCAUCCAAGGCAGGGUAUGCAGAUAUAGUAAAAGAAAUGGUGAGAGUGGUUAGUGAGUCGGACCUUACAGAGGUGUCACGCUGUCUCAAAAAUGCUAGCAAUGCUGAAGUGGUGUGGAGUUUUGCGGACGGCCUUCGUGAUUUGGUGCUGGGACGAGCAGGGGAAGAAGCACUUCUUCAAUCUGCGAGUGACGGUCGCCUGGAUGUACUAGAAGCUCUUCUGCAAGUGGGUGUUAAUCCAAAUGCUUGUGACACAUUUGGAGAUAGUGCUUUGCACAACACUUGCUACAAGGGCCAUUCGUCAUGCCUAAAGAAGUUGUUGGAGGCUGGUGCUGACCCUAGUGUUAAAAAUGCAAGAGCAGAAACUGCUAUAAUAAGUGCUGCCAGAUGCAGGAACAGUAAAUGCGUCAUUGCACUGAUAGAGGGUGGUGUGGAAGUUAAUGCUGUAGAUGGAGAUAGUUACACUGCUCUUCACUGGUCAGCUCAUUAUGGAAAUCUUGAAUGUGUGCGAAUGUUGCUGAGAAAAGGAGCAGACAAGAACUUGAAGACAAGUAUGGGCAAAACAGCCUUGGAUAUGGCAUUAAAAAAUAACAAUGUGUGUGUUCACAUUUUGAGAUCACAUAAUUCCCAAGCAUUUAUAUAA